GCCGGGGCGCCGGCCCGGGCAUCGCAGCGCCGGCCACGAGCGGGCGGGCGGCCGCGCUCCCGUCCGCCUCUCCCGCCCCGCCUUUGUGGCGAGUUCCCGGCCCCUUCCUCCCCGCCCCCAGCGGCCCGCUCCCGCUCCUUUCUUCCUGCCUCGCCUUCCUGCGGCGCGGAGCCUCAUCCAUUAUAAAUGCGCGGCCGCAGCUGACAUCAGCGCCAGCGCGGCGGGCGCCCACGAGCGAGCGUUCUCGCGCGCAGCCCGCCGGCCCGGAGCGGCCCAGCCCGAGCGCGGGACCCCGGCCGCCGCCCCCGCACGCGCCAGCCCGGCCGACUUCCUGCAUGACGGUCACCAAGAUGUCCUGGCGACCGCAGUACCGCAGCUCCAAGUUCCGGAAUGUCUAUGGCAAGGUGGCCAACCGGGAGCACUGCUUUGACGGGGUCCCCAUCACCAAGAACGUGCAUGACAACCACUUCUGCGCCGUCAACGCCCGCUUCCUGGCCAUCGUCACAGAGAGUGCCGGAGGAGGCUCCUUCCUUGUCAUCCCCCUGGAGCAGACAGGCAGGAUCGAACCCAACUACCCCAAGGUGUGCGGCCACCAGGGCAAUGUGUUGGACAUCAAGUGGAACCCUUUCAUCGACAACAUCAUCGCCUCAUGCUCAGAGGACACAUCGGUACGGAUCUGGGAGAUCCCCGAAGGGGGGCUGAAGCGGAACAUGACAGAGGCGCUGCUGCAGCUGCACGGCCACAGCCGGCGGGUGGGGCUGGUCGAGUGGCACCCCACAACCAACAACAUCCUCUUCAGUGCCGGCUAUGACUAUAAGGUCCUCAUCUGGAACCUGGAUGUGGGCGAGCCCGUGAAGAUGAUUGACUGCCACACAGAUGUCAUCCUCUGCAUGUCCUUCAACACGGAUGGCAGCCUGCUCACCACCACGUGCAAGGACAAAAAACUUCGUGUGAUUGAGCCCCGCUCUGGCCGUGUUCUGCAGGAGGCGAACUGCAAAAACCACAGGGUGAACCGGGUGGUGUUCCUGGGCAACAUGAAGCGGCUCCUCACCACUGGGGUCUCCAGGUGGAACACGAGACAGAUCGCUCUCUGGGACCAGGAGGAUCUGUCCAUGCCACUGAUUGAGGAGGAGAUUGACGGGCUGUCCGGCCUCCUGUUCCCUUUCUAUGAUGCUGACACUCACAUGCUCUACCUGGCUGGAAAGGGUGACGGGAACAUCCGGUACUAUGAGAUCAGCACGGAAAAGCCCUACCUGAGUUACCUCAUGGAGUUCCGCUCCCCAGCCCCACAGAAAGGCCUAGGAGUCAUGCCCAAACACGGACUGGAUGUGUCAGCCUGCGAGGUGUUCCGCUUCUACAAGCUAGUGACUCUCAAGGGCCUGAUCGAGCCUAUCUCUAUGAUUGUGCCUCGGAGGUCGGAUUCCUACCAGGAAGACAUAUACCCCAUGACGCCAGGCACGGAGCCAGCCCUGACCCCGGAUGAGUGGCUGGGUGGCAUCAACCGAGACCCCGUGCUGAUGUCCCUGAAGGAAGGCUACAAGAGGUCCUCCAAAGUAGUGUUCAAAGCUCCCAUCAGAGAAAAGAAGAGUGUCGUGGUCAACGGCAUAGAUUUAUUAGAAAACGUCCCACCCAGGACAGAGAACGAGCUCCUCCGGAUGUUCUUCCGGCAGCAGGACGAGAUCCGGCGGUUGAAGGAGGAACUGGCACAGAAGGACAUCCGCAUUCGGCAGCUCCAGCUGGAACUGAAAAACUUGUGCAACAGCCCCAAGAACUGUUAGCCUCCGAGCUGCUCUCCAAGUGGAUCCCUCCGUGGUUUCUACUCCGUCCCUCAACAUCCCCUUAUCCAGCAGCCCUGGAGACAGAGCCAGGACUUUUGGAGCUGGUCGCCAGCCCGAGGACCCCACCUUCCACCUCAAGAACUGGAAGCUGACCCUUGACCUCCUGACCUCCUUGAGCUGCCGCUAAUCCUAGUCCCCACCCUCUCACGGAGGACCCCACCCACACCCCUUUCCCAGGACCACGUACUCCACAAGGGGUACCCACCACAGACCAGGGACAGAGCGGGAUGCGGGAUCCCAGCUCAAUUUAGGACUUGAACUUUUCCCUGCCAAGGGGCUGCCGGACAUGUGGGCAGCUCCCAGCUUCAGGUCCCUGCUGGACCUGUGGUGUGGGGCUGGAUCACGGGUCAGGGUCCCCCCACCCCCACCCCAAGACUGUGCCCCAACAGUCUUGGAAGUCUGGCUCACCUUUCCGUCUCUCCCUGUGGCAGCCUUUGUCUUCAGGGAACAAAGAGGACGCUCUCUUAAGGCCAUAACCACCCUUGCCUUCCCAUGACUCUCGUUAAAGCUCUUGCACACCUUUUCCCACUGGACCCGCGAGCUGGGAAGGGUAGGGAUUCACGUCCCCAUUUGUCAAACCACACAACUGAGGGUUGCAAUGGGGAGCAAUGUACUAAGUCACCCAGCAGGUCAACUGUGGGCCCGGGGUGUCCAGACCCCAAGGCCAGACCACCUCCCCUGCAUCCAGAUGCCAGUCCCCACAGGCUUCCCCAGGAUGAGAGCUGAAGCAGACUCUACCAUCAGUCGAUACCAGUAGUGCCAAUGUGCCACACUGCCCCGUUGAGGGCACCUGGUGGCCCUGGACCCUCCUGGCCUGCACCCCUGGCUCCACCCCCAGGGGACUCCAUCUGAGAUGUGGCCUCUUCCUCUGGAAACCAAGGCUGAGAAGGGUAGAGCAUGGCCCUCGGCUUGCAGAACAGGGUCUGAUGGCUUCUGGGGACCCACAUGUGUCUCCCCGCCAUACUCUCAGCCACUUUCAGCCUUACGCACAUGGAAUGACCACAGCCACCCUCAUCGGACAGCAUUUUAAACUUUACUCAGUUCUUUGACCCCUUGGAUGUCACCAAGCCUCACCUCUACCCCAUCGUGCAGCCGAGGACACAGAAGAGGCCCCAGGGUGCACGGCGCAGGAGGGUGCCGAGUUUCAUCUGGUCAUCUGCACCUUUUCAUUUCUUUGCUCCUCUUUUUCUCUUUGCAUUUCUCGACAUCCAUGCUGAAACCUAAAGCACUGUUCUCAGAAAAGUCUCAGUGUGGGGGAAUCUGGGGACUUAGAAAUGGGUGUUGCCCUGUCUCUCACUGGCUGGAAACUGCUGGACAGGGGACACUCCAUGCCUGCCCUUCCCAUGGACUCCUGCAGGAGUCCUGUUCACAGAGACCCCUGGGGAGCGGGAAGGAGCCCCCCCCCGCCGCCAUCCUGGCCAGAGCACAGGGUCUCCUUGCCCUCCUGCAAUAGGUGGUGCCAGCUCUCAUUGCCUCCCCCCACUCCCAGAGCUUUAUUUUUUCUUUCCCACUGACCUUUGUGGUCUUCUGUGAUUAUUUAUGCUGCCUCCUAAGGAUAGAAUUGAAAUAAAAUGUUUUCAAGUUAUUGCA
Cavia porcellus (domestic guinea pig) is the source of this 3428-nucleotide messenger RNA. RefSeq names its product coronin 2B (gene Coro2b). The transcript has 12 exons. The record is from RefSeq and is a predicted model, not a curated record. Gene Ontology annotation, molecular function: actin filament binding. NCBI's taxonomy places the organism in Eukaryota, Metazoa, Chordata, Mammalia, Rodentia, Caviidae. The coding region runs from base 336 to 1778 and encodes 480 amino acids.